AUGCCCGUGCAAGCCCGGCUUGGUAUUGCAUAUACGGCUAUCACCGAAUCAACAAGUGGUAUAGCCUUCUUUGGAACCCCUCACCAAGGAUCUCCUUUGGCAUCUAUAGGAGAUGUAGUCGCCAAAGUCGUGAAAGCCGUCCAAAGAAACCCGAAAAAUACCUUUAUGAAUACUCUAAAACCCGAUGGUCUAUAUGCCAGGGAAAUCUCGUCAAACUUUCAGCAGUUGCUCGAAAACUACCGGUAUCUGAACUUCUGCGAGACUUUACCAUUGAAGAGUUUUGGACCGGCGUGUUUGCUACCUCGUGCUAUGGACCUCUAUCAUUUGGAACUCUGCUCAUUAUCGCUUUGGACGCUGAUCAUGGACCCAUUUGCGGAUUUGCGAGUGAAGAGGACGAAGCUUAUAAACGUGUCUCCUCGCUGA
This is a messenger RNA of Aspergillus alliaceus, 423 nucleotides long. RefSeq lists its product as uncharacterized. The record is from RefSeq and is a predicted model, not a curated record. Bases 1 to 423 code for a protein of 140 amino acids. The transcript is spliced from 2 exons. NCBI's taxonomy places the organism in Eukaryota, Fungi, Ascomycota, Eurotiomycetes, Eurotiales, Aspergillaceae.